AGUUAUAUAAAAAAUAUUUUCAAAMAAAAAAAACAAUAUGCAGGUGUWUGCCAUUAUAGYCAUAAUUUCGGCAGCCCUGGCCAUGGCCAGUGCCCGUCAAAUUAACGGCAACGGUAUCAAUUUGAUUAAGCAACAAGAGGGUUUCAGGGCCGAUUUUUAUUAUGAUCAAAUUGGUCUCAAAACUAUUGGCUACGGUCACGCUUGUGUAUGGCAUAACAAUUGCAACGAUAUUCAUCCGCCCAUAAGCGAGGCCCAGGGUACCCAGAUUAUGAUGCAGGACCUGGUUGAGUUUGAAAAUUGUGUMCAGGGUGCCGCACCCAAUUUGAAUGAUAACCAGUUUGCUGCCUGUACCUCAUUUGCCUUUAAUAUGGGUUGCGGUGCAUUUACCGGCUCACAUAUACUGUCCAAUAUACGGGCCAACAAUUUCAAUGCCGCRGCCACCGCUUUCAACGAGUAUGUCGUAGCCGGCGGUCGGGUCAUACCGGGUCUGGUCAACCGUAGACAUGCCGAGGAGGCACUGUUUAGAAGCUAAACUGUAUUAUUAUUAUUACUGAAAUAAAUCAAAUUUAUUGUAAAAAAAAUUAAUUUAAAAAUAUAAAUAAAUAAAUAUUAUU
Oppia nitens is the source of this 614-nucleotide messenger RNA. RefSeq lists its product as uncharacterized. Gene Ontology annotation, biological process: cell wall macromolecule catabolic process; peptidoglycan catabolic process. Gene Ontology annotation, molecular function: lysozyme activity. Lineage: Eukaryota; Metazoa; Arthropoda; Arachnida; Sarcoptiformes; Oppiidae. Bases 38 to 532 code for a protein of 164 amino acids. The transcript has 3 exons. The record is from RefSeq and is a predicted model, not a curated record.